This is a messenger RNA of Solanum verrucosum, 2145 nucleotides long. RefSeq lists its product as uncharacterized. The transcript is spliced from 4 exons. The coding region runs from base 1 to 2145 and encodes 714 amino acids. Lineage: Eukaryota; Viridiplantae; Streptophyta; Magnoliopsida; Solanales; Solanaceae. The record is from RefSeq and is a predicted model, not a curated record.
AUGGUAAAUGAGAUGGGGAACACAAAUUCAUCAGUAGAUCAAGCAGAGAAUGCUGCAGUUGACGUUCAACAAAAAGGCGAAGCUACUGGCAAUGUAGAUGGUGUUAAAGAAGAAAACAACAUAACUCCUGAAGGUGAAAGUAAAGAUAAUCAUGAGAAAGAUGCAGCUUUGCCUACUUUUGACACUUCAACAGAUAAAGAACCUCAGCUUAAGAACUCUGAAGAUGACAAAACAGAUGAAGAUAAGGGAGAGACACAAACUAAGCAGCUUUAUCAAUGUUCUGAAGUUCAAACAGAUGCUAAUGACAUAUCGAGUGAAGUCACUAAUAUUGAAAUUCAUACUUCUCAAUAUGGGCAAAAAGUUGAUCAACUUCUGGAGGAAAAUGAUGAAGUUCAUGACCAAACAUGUAACAAGAAAGGUGAGGCAGAAGGAAGUUUAUCAAAUGAUGUAGUGUUGAAGUUCGAUCCAGUUGAAUCCUCGAGUGUUGCUACUGAUACAGUAGAAGAACACUUCAAUUCAUCGCCAAGUGAGGAACAAGAAACUCCAGAGAAGGGAAGAUCAGGACAGAAUGAGGAUAAAACUCAGUUGGUCAGCUCUGAAAUUGCACUAGCUGAUAAGACUGUUGUUGCUGAUGCCAAUGAUCAAAAAGUAACCACUCAACAAGACGAAUGCUUGGCGGGAGAAUUGGAUGCCUCAGGAGUCAUGUCGAAUGAGGAGAAACAUGAGAAUAUGAGUACUGAAAGUCAGGUUGAUUUGGAUGAAACUCCUAAAGUGGAGUCCAGUUCAAGUGAUGUUACAGGCUCACUGUUGGCAGAUAGUCCACGAAUUACUCCAUCAAGUUUGUUUGCAGCAGUUGUUGAUCCACAAGACAAAUGCAUGGUUCAUACUCCAGAGACUGAAUUGAUAUCAAAUGAAUCAGAAAAAGCGGUAAAGAAAUGUGAUCAAAAGGGAACUGAGUCAUUUAUGCAGGCAGCGCAUGAAAUGCAGAAUGACAAUUCAGCUCCUUCAGUCGAAUCACACCCCAUAGAGGUUACAGAGGAAAAACUAUCAGGAAACAACACUAACACUGAUAGUGUCAUGGAUUACUCAAUUGAGGAGGAUAAGGUGAGGAGCGACAUAAAUGUUCAACCUGAUAUUCUUUAUCAUGAUCACGCGCCACCAGAAGAACAACAUGUGAAUUUUGAAGAAACAUUUGAAAUGGUGCCUGAAAUUGGAGUACUCCCUACCAAAUUCAUUGUAACAACUACAGAAGAAAAUGGUUUUCUUGAAAAAGAAAAGGUUGAAAUUGAGAAGCCUAGUAGAGAGGAAAUAAGGGAGGAGUGCAUAUUGCAUUUGGGGCCAUCAAAACAGGAAAAUGGCAUCAAUAUAGCAUAUGGAGAUGGAAGAGUGCAGGGGUUUGAGUCUGUUGAAGAUCAGAAAGAACGCAACGCAGACUUGACAGAACAUGAUAACUGUGAAUUUAUUGUCACUGAGGACUCUGGUGUUUUUGAACUCAAUAUAUCAGAAAAAGAGACAGAAAAUGCACAGAAUGUUCAGACAAGUCUUGAAGCAUUAGCUUUUUCCAAUGGAAAAUGUGAUUUUGAUCAAAAGGUGCCAAAUUUUCACUAUGAAACUCCUUCCAAAGCACCAGAGAGUAUUGGAAGGUUAAGUCUCGAAACGAUCCCAGAGAGAUCAAGCAACGGAACUGAGCUUCGAAAGUCUCCAAGCUUCGAUUUUGGUGUUCACAGAAGAUCUUCAGAAUCAGAUCAAACUCCACUUCUCUGUCCUGAAAAGACUCCUACAAGAAGCUUAUCAGUUGGCUCCAAUGCAAAGUUCUCAAACUCAAUCACGAGAACUGGAUACAACCGAAACUCACUAGACUACGAGGCAGUGACAGUCGAAGAAAAGACUAUUCGAGUAGAAAGAAGUGAUUCAGACAUUUCCAGUACUCCUCUUUUAGGCUUAUCAAACAAAGGAGAAAACGACGAUCUGAAGGUAACAUCUGAAACACAACAGAACCAUGUUGCUGUUACAAAAAGAGAGGACUUUCAUGCAUCACAAGAAAAGGAAACUUGUCUAACUUCACCAAAAGGGAGCGGAAAACGCAAGCGUAGACCAUCUUUCUUCACCACUUGCAUAUGUUGCACAGCAGCCACACAUUAUUGA